AUGCCUCCCAAAGUGGGCGCCCGCCAGCCCCAGCUCCGCGCCUGCUUGGUCUGCUCCAUUCUCCAGCCUCUCAAGGACUUUGUCGAGACCGGCUGCCCCAACUGCGAGGAUGUCGUCGAGAUGCGUGGAUCCCCCGAACGCGUCGCCGAGUGCACCAGCACCAUCUACGACGGCAUGAUCGCCAUGAUGGAGCCCGAGGAGAGCUGGGUCGCGCGCUGGCAGCGUAUAGACAAGAAGAAGCGCGGCCUGUACGCCGUGCGCGUCACCGGUCGCCCGCCCCAGGACGUCAUUGACGCUAUCGAGUCGCGCGGUGGCGUGUACCGUCCCCGUGACGCUGUGGAGGAGCUCUAA
Messenger RNA from Apiotrichum porosum, 351 nucleotides. It is a transcript of the gene SPT4, whose product is annotated as transcription elongation factor spt4. NCBI's taxonomy places the organism in Eukaryota, Fungi, Basidiomycota, Tremellomycetes, Trichosporonales, Trichosporonaceae. The transcript is spliced from 3 exons. Gene Ontology annotation, cellular component: nucleus; DSIF complex. Gene Ontology annotation, biological process: regulation of transcription elongation by RNA polymerase II; chromatin organization; mRNA processing. Gene Ontology annotation, molecular function: RNA polymerase II complex binding; zinc ion binding. Bases 1 to 351 code for a protein of 116 amino acids. The record is from RefSeq and is a predicted model, not a curated record.